This is a messenger RNA of Mesorhabditis spiculigera, 1332 nucleotides long. Lineage: Eukaryota; Metazoa; Nematoda; Chromadorea; Rhabditida; Rhabditidae. The record is from the annotation of a GenBank genome assembly.
AUGUGCGCCGGCGACGCAGAUUGGGAAUGUGCGCCGGCGACGCAGAUUGGGAAUGUGCGCCGGCGACGCAGAUUGGGAAUGUGCGCGGGCGACGCAGAUUGGGAAUGUGCGCGGGCGACGCAGAUUGGGAAUGUGCGCCGGCGACGCAGAUUGGGAAUGUGCGCUGGCGCGCAGAUUGGGAAUGUGCGCUUACGCGCUGAUUGGGAAUGUGCGCCGGCGACGCAGAUUGGGAAUGUGCGCUUACGCGCUGAUUGUGAAUGUGCGCCGGCGACGCAGAUUGGGAAUGUGCGCGGGCGACGCAGAUUGGGAAUGUGCGCCGGCGACGCAAAUUGGGAAUGCGCUUACGCGCAGAUUGGGAAUGUGCGCUUACGCGCUGAUUGGGAAUGUGCGCGGGCGACGCAGAUUGGGAAUGUGCGCCGGCGACGCAGAUUGGGAAUGUGCGCCGGCGACGCAGAUUGGGAAUGUGCGCGGGCGACGCAGAUUGGGAAUGUGCGCCGGCGACGCAGAUUGGGAAUGUGCGCGGGCGACGCAGAUUGGGAAUGUGCGCCGGCGACGCAGAUUGGGAAUGUGCGCGGGCGACGCAGAUUGGGAAUGUGCGCCGGCGACGCAGAUUGGGAAUGUGCGCUUACGCGCAGAUUGGGAAUGUGCGCUUACGCGCUGAUUGGGAAUGUGCGCGGGCGACGCAGAUUGGGAAUGUGCGCCGGCGACGCAGAUUGGGAAUGUGCGCGGGCGACGCAGAUUGGGAAUGUGCGCGGGCGACGCAGAUUGGGAAUGUGCGCCGGCGACGCAGAUUGGGAAUGUGCGUGGGCGACGCAGAUUGGGAAUGUGCGCCGGCGACGCAGAUUGGGAAUGUGCGCUUACGCGCAGAUUGGGAAUGUGCGCUUACGCGCUGAUUGGGAAUGUGCGCGGGCGACGCAGAUUGGGAAUGUGCGCCGGCGACGCAGAUUGGGAAUGUGCGCGGGCGACGCAGAUUGGGAAUGUGCGCCGGCGACGCAGAUUGGGAAUGUGCGCGGGCGACGCAGAUUGGGAAUGUGCGCGGGCGACGCAGAUUGGGGAAUGUGCGCCGGCGACGCAGAUUGGGAAUGUGCGCGGGCGACGAAGAUUGGGAAUGUGCGCCGGCGACGCAGAUUGGGAAUGUGCGCGGGCGACGCAGAUUGGGAAUGUGCGCCGGCGACGCAGAUUGGGAAUGUGCGCUUGCGCGCAGAUUGGGAAUGUGCGCGGGCGACGCAGAUUGGGAAUGUGCGCGGGCGACGCAGAUUGGGAAUGUGCGCCGGCGACGCAGAUUGGGAAUGUGCGCUUACGACGCAGAUUGGGAAUGUGCGCUUACGACGC